AUGCAAUCCCUCGAGGAGAGAUACAAGUACGCGCCUGGCGCUGCGAUGUUCUGCGAUGACGGCGAAUCAUUCGACGCAUCGACGCCAUCGCUGGCGCGUUCAGUGACACCCCCACCCCUCACCGUACCUGCUGCCUGUAACCCUGGCUACCCCGCUUAUCCUGGCCCACUCAUGGGUUAUCCGCCGCCGGUGCCACCGCUGCCGUCGCCCGCCCCCGUGUUCGUUGUACUGUGCUACAGAGGGGAGCGCGCGCUCGUCAAACACGAUAAGAAUAGUACCUAUGAGGACAUCUUGCGUUUGGCGCGGACACUCUUCCCUAACCUCACCGCAUGCAACAGCAAGAUCCAGCUGAAGACGGACGUCGAAAUCGGCACAGGCUUUCGGUCCAAGGCGAAGUUUGUGCGCGUACGCAUUACUCCGGAGGCGUGGCCUCAAGUCGUGACACCUGGUCCGUCUUCCACUGAGGUUGAGAUCUGCGUCAAGGGAGGGUGGAAGCGGUUCUUGGGAGUUCGCGUGUGA
Molecule: messenger RNA, 519 nt
Organism: Peniophora sp. CBMAI 1063
Lineage: Eukaryota; Fungi; Basidiomycota; Agaricomycetes; Russulales; Peniophoraceae
Source: the annotation of a GenBank genome assembly